UAAGUAUAAUUUAACAGUAUUUCAAAGUCUACUAACUAUAAACAUGAAUUCGAUUUCUUCUACUCUCUGCAUCACUGCGUUACUUAUGAUAUCAACGUACAUCAAAUUGUCAGAAUCAGCUAGCAUUGUACCAAUUGAACAGGAACGAAUUAUGAGACAACUGGCAUCACUCGAAGAAUCCGAAGCAAAACGAUCAGGUCAAGAACAUGAAAUCGCCGAAAAAAGAUAUUCACAUGCAAUGUACACUUCUGAAAGAGGACGAGGAGAAGACCGUGCUGCUGUCAGACGCCUCUUGAGCAUGCUUGUCGGCAAAAGAAGUGCUGAAAUGACGCAAGAAAAACGCUCUGGAGAAAAUCUUAACGCACCACCAUCUACUGCUUUCGGUGACGUGCAUGGUUACUUACUUCUUGUUGGAAAAAUCACAGAUGACAUUAUGGAUGAUGUUAUGAAUGGAGAGGUCGUAAUGGCGGAAGUUGGAGGCGGAAGCCGAUAGAAGGUCAAACGGAUGCAAUACAUCACUAAAUAUUAACCCACAAUGGCUCAUAGAAAAUGAAUCAAAUUUCACAAGAUUUGCUUAAUAUAACCCAUUGUUGGCCACACGGGCAAAUUUUUCUUAUGAAUUAUACAUGUCAUUAUUUUGUUAUUUUUCUUAAUUCUUAAAAUGUUUCACUAUUUACUGUAAUUAAACUGUAGAAAUUUUACCUGAGCUUUAUAUUAAUUGAAAUCAUAUCGUCCAAUUAUAAUUUAAAUCCCACUUGACUGCCUAUUUUCUCGGCCAUGGACCAUUUUAUGAUUAGUUACAUUAAAUAAUAUAUAGCUAAAAAAGGAGCAAACAGAUACGCCAAUGAUGAUAAUUCGUUGUUAUGAUGUCAUAUUUUACUUUCAUAAUCGUAAACAUAAUUUUUCAAUGUACAAUUACAUAAUUCACUGAAAUAUUAUAUACGUAAUAAUAAUACGUAUUAAUCGAAAUAAUUUGAGUAUUUUUCUCAAUAUAUAUGGUUUAAAUCGACUAUUAUGGAAAUUUGAAUCCGUAAAUUUUAAUUGCAC
This is a messenger RNA of Styela clava, 1047 nucleotides long. RefSeq lists its product as uncharacterized. NCBI's taxonomy places the organism in Eukaryota, Metazoa, Chordata, Ascidiacea, Stolidobranchia, Styelidae. The record is from RefSeq and is a predicted model, not a curated record.